GCCGCUGACGCACAUAGCAACAACUUCUAAGAUCUACGGUACAACAACAGAGUAAGAAGAUGUCGAGGAUAGAGGAAAAUUAGACAAUUUCUCAACACGUCAAUAAAUCGCAAAUGUGGGAAAAAUGGCGGCUGAUCUAGCAAGCCAUAGGCCGGGAGGGGAUGCCCUGAAAUCUGUUGCUGAUGGCAAAAAUUUGGAGAUGAAACAUUCUGAUUAUGAUCAAUGGCAGAGGAAAGGAAGGAGCCGAAUUGGUACGAGGGGUGAGGUGUCAUCAGGAGGAGGAGGGGCUUCAAGCCGACCUGAGUCCAUACUGGAUUUCUCCAAACUUCCAAUCCAAAUCAAGUCAACUCCGAAGUUCAACGUGGGUCCCGCUUGCAACCAUAAACAUGGCAGAGCUAAAAGCGCAACUCAUGAUGCUGAAGCAGAGAGACAGGCCAGGGAAAGACAAAAAGAAAUCAAUGUUCUGUCACUCCUCAUAAUGGCCAGACGGAAAGCUUUAGAGAGCUACAAACUAAGAGAAGAAACACUAUUGAUUGAAAAUUCAAAGAUGAGAUUAGAAAUAGAAAGCAGUGAGCAGGAUGUGCAUAAAGAAGUCAAGAAUCUGCUUCAAAAAUAUGAGAGAUAUCGGGGAGCCGUGUCAACGUUAACAACAAAGUUUGAAUCUCAUAAGGACAUAGCAAACGCUGAACUCAAGCAGACUCAGGAAAAGAUUGAUAAAGAUCUCCAAGGCCUGCAGGAGCAAGUGGACGCUGCAGAAAGCCUGUUGAACGAGACUAAGAAAGAGCUGGCGACCUUGACAAGUUACAAGGACAAGGAGUAUCCGGUCCGAGCUAUGCGUAUCAGAGAACUACACAAGCAGAUCAAAUACCUUGCCAAAGAAUUCAAGGCUGAGCAAGAUGAGCUCGAGAGGAUAAUCAACGUCGAGACCUCCAAGUACACCACACGGAGAGACGAUAGGCUGAGAGAAAUCCAAUCCCAGGCAACAGACUUUGCUCAAGAUCUCAUGCAGGAAGGUGUCAAGGAUAUGGCCAUACACAACAUCACCAUGAAGAAGGAAAUUGAGGGCCACAUAGUGGAGAAUAAAGAACUAGAAAUCAUAAUUGAGCAGCUAACAGAAGAAGUCAAGGCGUUAAGUACAGAUCCUAAAUGUGAUGUCAGAAAACAGAUGUUUCCUCAUCUUUACAAAGAAGUACAAAAGUGCACCCCUGACAUGGACGUUGAACUGGACAUUCCUCGGCACGACUGGCUUCCGAUAUGAUUGCCUUGUCAUAGUUCCUACAAUGACCCACUGAUCUCUCUGGCUCCUGUUCCAAUCUCUUGAGAUCUGUCAUCAUUGAACUGUGAGGGCGCACUUUGACCAUCGGGCCACGUUAAAGUGAUUGGUUAACAUUGGUUUGACUUUUAAAAAAUCUGAGCUAGAAGGUCACACUUGUCACCUGUGUCUGUGAUAUGUUACAAAAAUGAAGCCCAGAAAAAAAUUGCGUUCGAAAAUCAUUAUUUAGUGCUUCAAAAAUUGAAAUAUAAAGUAACCGAAAACACCAUCUUAAUUUCAUCCCAUACACUUAUGUGUACUAUUUAGGUGUCUAUUAGACGCCUAUUUACAAAAUCGGGGUUUGCCUUGUAGUUUUAGCUUUUCAUUCUCAAUAAUGGUUGUUUUCAGGGUUUAUUAGUUCAAAUACAUGCACUUGUACACAUGUUUCAUCUUGGUUUGGGAAUUUUUUAAAUCGGCUGCUCACAAAGUUAAACAAUACCUUUAAAAUGCAUGAUUGAUCCAAUGUGCCUGGUCUUGACAAUCCCUCGGGUGUGAUUUGCACCAUGAUGGGACUCUCUAGUGUCCAAGUUGAGCUUAAAUUACAAUGACAAUGACUACUUGUACCAAGAGGUCUAAAUGUCAGUCUUUAAGUAUGACAGAUGAUCCAUGCAUUAUUAGUGGAUUUUGUUUCAUAGCGUAACAAUAUUCCAAUUUUCUGUAUUCUGUUGUGUUGAUCGGUCAAUUUUCUUCCAUCCAGAGAACUUCUAUGUGAAAAAAAUUACUGUUUUCCUUUGCUAGCAUUAUGUGUUACGUUAGCAUGAUUUAACUGCAGCAUUGUUCAUAAAGUAAUAUAUAAUUUUUUACUUGCGAAUGUGUAAAAGUCGCAGGACAUUUUUUUUUAAUUUCAACUUAAGUGCUACAGAUUUAAUGUAUAUGAAUGCUUAUUAAUUCCAUGCACGUUUCUUUUGUUUUGUUUAUUUUUUUUAAUCACUUAAACAAUAAAAUAGCAAUAUCUAAAUAGUACUAUUCAAUAUUUUGUAGUACAGAUACAUGCAGAGCCAUUCUAGUAGAAGUCUUGCUCAUAUUUUGAGUGCCUCAUACUACAAGCUUGAAUAAUCCACAGGGAGUGGGAAAUGGGGAUUCAAUUUGUAAUAAAGAAAUUUACAUUCAUUCACAAAAUUUCUUGAUUUCUAUUUCUAAUUGGUGCUUUUGUUUUUAGGUCACCGGUGGUCUGCGUCUGUACAUUAUUGAAAAGUUUCAUUACAAUAAUAUAAUUUUUGUAAAGCCAUUCUAGUAGAAGUCACGCUCAUAUUUUGAGUGCCUCAUACUACAAGCUUGAAUACUUCACAGGGAGUGGGAAAUGUGUUUUUAUUUUAUGUGAGCAAGACUGAUUGCAUCCUAUGACCUGGGUAAUAAUAAUCUUUGUGUGGCGAGGGCUUGUUUGUUUUUUUAAGUCUGGUUUAACUUAGACCAGUCUUCUUCUGUGCUAAAAUUAAUGGCAGGCAGAAAAUGUAAUUUUGUUUACAUUGUAUGUUUCUUAUAAAGGCAAUUGCUUUAGAUAUUUUUUUUUCUAGAUGGUUAUGAAUGAAUUGGCCACCAGAUAUACAGUACUGCCAAAUUGAAUCUUUACUGAUAGAGAUUAGUGUCACAAUCAAAAUUUAAACCACAACUUGAGAGCAGAGUUUUAACUCAACCCUAUCUGGCCAGAGGGGGAGAGGGGGGGGGGGGGGGUCUAAAAAUAUGAAAUAUUUCAGACCGAAUUUGGAAUAUUGGUUCCAAGUAUGGGCAUAUGUCUCACUCAACCCUAUCAGAGGCCAGUUGCAGAAAGAGUUGCAAUCAAUUGCAACUCUAAAAAUCAUGCGCAAGUUGAUUUUCAACCAAUCAACAGCACGCAUUUGGGACUUGCGCUUGAUUUUUUGACUUUCGUUUAAACGCAACUCUUUCUGCAACGGACCCCUGGUCGGGAGGGGGGGGGUCUAAAAAUAUCAUAUUUUGAGACCAAAUUUGGAAUUUUGGACACCCAGGUAAAAAAAGAAUUCUUGGAUUACUUUCAGAUUUAAUGAGGGUUAUGUUGAUAUUUAUAUGGUUUUAAUGUAGAUUUGAAAGCACUUAAAGGUGAUGUUAAUUGAGUAGCUGGAACAGAGACUACAGAAGCUUCUCUGUGCAUGCUUUAUUAUUACUAAGCUUCCAUUCACUUGUGCGUCAUAAGUUGAAUAGUGCACUUUAAAAAGAUUCAUUGUCUGUAUUCUGCUCUAUUUUCAAAUUUUGUUCUACCAAAUAUCUAAAUGAAUUGAUUUGAUCUUUCAGUAGUAUUGGUAUCAAAUUGCACAACAUGUUAGCUCUUAUUUAGAUUUUGAAGUUGAAAUCCAUUUACAUUUAUAUCAGGAUUUAUUCUCAUAGAAUGCUUUACAUAUAACAUUUUAUUUCUAGAAUAGCAUAAAACCACAAUGUUGAUUAAAAAAUAAUUAUUUCUAAAUAGUUUUGAUGCACCGAAAGUGAUUUAUCCUAUUAAUGAAUUAAUGACGUAAAUUCUUUCACUGCAAAGUCCACUGUAGAUCCAUUUUGCUGACAACUUGAAUUUUGCCAAAUUUAAUGUCAGAUGUAACAUCUCUGCUUCAACGAGUCUUUCAGCAUGAUAUAUGUCUUACCACAUUGAAAAUAUUGAUUCUUGCAGCUAUAGCUCUAUUUUGUACCAAUACUCUAUCAUUUUUCUAAGUAUGAACAAUUUAUUGUGAUGCAUCUUGCUGCUCAUUUCCUUAUUCCAUCCAUUUCCAUUGACCAAGUUUCAUGGUCUAAAUAACAGGGAUAUUGAAUUCCUGUUGAUUUUUUUUGUACAAAAAUGUAUAGAGAUAAACCAAUUUAUUUAUUGUACAGUAUGUACAUGUACCAUUAAUAUUAGUGCAUUGCACUUGCUAUUAAACAUGAGAAAUAAUGAAGUUCA
This is a messenger RNA of Lytechinus pictus (painted urchin), 4193 nucleotides long. RefSeq lists its product as uncharacterized. The transcript has 10 exons. NCBI's taxonomy places the organism in Eukaryota, Metazoa, Echinodermata, Echinoidea, Temnopleuroida, Toxopneustidae. The coding region runs from base 125 to 1258 and encodes 377 amino acids. The record is from RefSeq and is a predicted model, not a curated record.